Messenger RNA from Amblyraja radiata (thorny skate), 657 nucleotides. RefSeq names its product cytochrome P450 2K6-like. Gene Ontology annotation, cellular component: cytoplasm; intracellular membrane-bounded organelle. The record is from RefSeq and is a predicted model, not a curated record. The coding region runs from base 72 to 539 and encodes 155 amino acids. Gene Ontology annotation, molecular function: heme binding; oxidoreductase activity, acting on paired donors, with incorporation or reduction of molecular oxygen, reduced flavin or flavoprotein as one donor, and incorporation of one atom of oxygen; iron ion binding. Gene Ontology annotation, biological process: xenobiotic metabolic process. The transcript is spliced from 3 exons. Lineage: Eukaryota; Metazoa; Chordata; Chondrichthyes; Rajiformes; Rajidae.
ACACCUUUGCUCUUGUAGGGAAGGUUCAGGAAGAAAUCGACCAAGUGAUCGGGUCGGAGCGAUCGCCCAGAAUGGAAGACCGUAAUCACAUGCCCUACACGUACGCGGUCAUUCACGAGGUCCAACGGUUUGCCAACAUCGCCCCGCUGGGCAUCCCCAGGUCCACCACCGUUGACCUUAACUUUCAAGGCUACUUCCUCCCUAAGGGAACCUACGUAAUUCCUUUACUGGCCUCCGUGCUCUACGAUAAAUCCCAAUGGGAGACGCCGGACGAGUUCAACCCAGGACACUUCUUGGACGCUGCCGGAAAGUUUGUGAAGAGGGACGCCUUCAUCCCCUUCUCCAUAGGUCGCAGAGUCUGCCCUGGGGAGACGUUGGCCAAGGUGGAGCUGUUCCUGUUCUUCGUUACGUUGCUCCAGAAGUUUGACUUGCUCGUUCCACCCGGAGGAACCGAACUCGAUCUCACGCCGGUGGUGGGUGGAAUAUUGAGCCCCAAACCACACCAGUUGUGCGCCGUACCUCACCAACAGCCUUGCUGACCGGAUGCCAAGCCCCCCGGUGCAAAGACUAUUGGGGUUUUAAGUGCGGCCAAAAUGAGUUUUCUCCCCACAGAUGUGUCGCUGUCUGGAUGCUGACUAUAAACCUCUGUACCACUGA